AAGAUCUAAAGUGGUGGAGAACGAAUCAUCUAUCAGUGAUCGUAAUUAACGAUAGAAAAGUGCACGUGAGCGUCACAUUGUGCGCAGAGCAUGUUCUAAGGAUUAUUACUUUUUUUUAUCGUAUCAUUUUUUUUCUUCAUUCGGUGAUCACGAAACAAAGAGACCGAGAAUGGCAAACGAGACGUUGGCGCGCGAGGUGGACGCGCACAUUGUGACUAUUCUAUCGAGGCUAUCGGCCUUCCGAGAGAACAAUGCCGAUGUGACUGAUAGAAAGGCACCCAUGUCCGUCGAGGCACGCAGUUUAGAGCUAUGGCGAGCGGUAGCUGUCGAAUGUUUGGCCACAUUCCUCUUCAGCCUCGUAGUGGCUGGUGCAGCCGCCGCCUCCGCUGUAUCCGGAAGCGGCCUCUCUGCGUUAGCCACCGCUGUAGCUUCCGGUUUCGCUAUCGCUGCGAUCUCCCUCAUCUUCAGCCACAUAAGCGGUGGACACGUGAAUCCAGCGGUUUCGGUAUCGUUUGCUUUGUGCAGACGGAUUUCCCCACUUCGCGCUGUACUGUACGUGGCGGCACAAUGCGGUGGUGGCAUAGCUGGGGCGGCGAUGCUUUAUGGAGUAACUACACCUUCGAGCACGCAGACUCUGACAUCCCCUGGUCGAUUAGGAGGCCCAGUUGAGAGGCUUCUAAUCGAGAUAGCACUAUCAGUAUUUAUUGUGCUAGCGCAUUUCACUGUAGACUCACCUAGAUCAUUGCCACCUAUGAUUUCUUCGAAAGCUUCCGCAGUUUUAGCUGCAGCCUAUACAGCAGCUACGCUCGUUUUUAGUCCUUUCUUGAAUCCAGCCCGCGCGUUGGGUCCGGCGUUCGUGAUGAAUCGCUGGGACAAUCACUGGGUGUAUUGGGUUGGCCCGCUGUCGGGAGGUGCUAUAGCAGCUCUGCUGCACGAAUACGUCCUGAGUUCCAGGAAGACAAAGGAUUCGCGCGAUUUAGAUGACGGCGACAAUUCGUCCAUGAGAUCCGACGAAGACACAUACGAUGAUCUGGACAAACCGAACGGGCCCAAGUUCCCCAGCGCGUACGCGACUUAUCGUCCAGUCGCCGGCGCAUCCUCGUCGAUCUACAGUGCACCGCCAUCCGCGUUGGAGCGUGUCGAAUCGAUUUACGGUGGUACCAAGUCGCUCUACUGCAAAUCACCGCCGUUGACACGCGCCAAUCUGAACCGUUCGCAAAGCGUUUACGCGAAAUCGACGUCGGGACCGCGGGAUGGUUUGAUGAUCCCGAAACCGGGCCCACUGGUGCCAGCGCAGAGUCUGUAUCCAAUCAGAUUAGGUCAGAAUGGCAAUCGUGAGACCCAGUCCGGACAGCCACUCGGCGGUCCACCAAGCCAAUCGGCACAGAAUCACAAUAGCACCAAUCAGAACAUGCAGAAUCAACUGCAACAAUGUACGCAGAGCAUCUACGGUAUCCGCGGGAUCUCCACGGGUCUCAGCACUCGGGAGAACGGUAUUUACGGAGUUUCUACUGGAUCCACCAUCUACGGUCGUGCACCCGCACCACCGCCUAGCAGCCAAAAUUCGCAGCAAUCCGGGCAGAGUGGCCAGUCCUCGAUACAAAAUCAUCCGCCACCGCAGCCUCCAUCGCAACAGCAGCAACAACAGCAACAACAGCAGCAGCAGCAGCAGCAGCAGCAACUUCAAAACGGACCAUUAUCGAGCAAUUCGGAUAAUGGGGCCCCCAGGCGGCCUGAGAGCAUGUACGGCCAUGUGUCGAGACGCAGUGAUGAUUCCGCGUAUGGUAGUUACCAGAGUUCCACGCGAGGAAAUUACAGCAAGGUACCUGGACCUCCAGGCCUACCCAACGGACCUCCACAAUACCGCGAUCAGGGAAGAUCGAGUACAGCCGGGCCUCUUCAGCAAAGUCAAAGCGUGCAGAGUAACUUCCAAAGAAACUCACCGAACCCUCAAUAUUAAUUAACUAUGGACCGAACAGAUUAUCAUGGUUCAUGCGAUCAGCAAAUCAUUUUACCUUUGUACA
This is a messenger RNA of Atta colombica, 2024 nucleotides long. It is a transcript of the gene bib, whose product is annotated as neurogenic protein big brain. NCBI's taxonomy places the organism in Eukaryota, Metazoa, Arthropoda, Insecta, Hymenoptera, Formicidae. Gene Ontology annotation, cellular component: plasma membrane. Bases 170 to 1960 code for a protein of 596 amino acids. Gene Ontology annotation, biological process: transmembrane transport. The transcript has 4 exons. Gene Ontology annotation, molecular function: water channel activity. The record is from RefSeq and is a predicted model, not a curated record.